Messenger RNA from Exophiala bonariae, 1269 nucleotides. RefSeq lists its product as uncharacterized. The record is from RefSeq and is a predicted model, not a curated record. Lineage: Eukaryota; Fungi; Ascomycota; Eurotiomycetes; Chaetothyriales; Herpotrichiellaceae. The transcript has a single exon. Bases 1 to 1269 code for a protein of 422 amino acids.
AUGGGACCUAUCGUGGCAGAACAGGAACGGCCGAACCCAACUUAUCGUAAGCUCUAUGAUGAGAUCAAGCCAGCGGCGGGAACCUGGACGAUUCCACACCAUGCCAUAGAGCCUGUAUAUUGUACAGCCCUCAUUCUCGCAAGGCUAGCAUUGAUUGGUCACGACAUCCAGGCCGAAUACAACGAGAAUCGGGGUGGUGCAGGACUUGUUGGAAUCGACGUGGAUUUUCGAGAAGCUGAGAAUGAUCUCGCGAAAUACUGUAAGUUAUUGGCAUCCAAUUAUUCGUCUUGGUUCGAGGCGCAUGCUGAUGUUCUUUUCCCGAAAGCAAAUGCCUUGGCGAAUUACAAAGCCAUCACAGAGUUUUUGGAUAUUGACUUCCCUUCGCGCAUGAAGGCGUUAGAAGGAUCUUUUUCGUCGAAUUUCCGUGAUAUUGCUCUUCGGAAGUUCUCAAUCGAGCAGUACCGAAAGGAAAUUGCAAACAGCCCGCUGGCGGAAAUGAUCAAGCGACUCGAAGCCGGACAAGAGAUCCAUCGCGAAGAUCGCGACGCUGAGGCGAUCGAAUUUGUAGAAUUCCUGAAGGAGACGAACAAAGAUUUGGCCACGAUGGUUAAGAAGACUAUGUCUGAAUCGGUAUCUAGGAUAGCUUCGAUGAAAAUUGACAAGAGACAUGAACAGACACGUGAUAAGAUUAGGGAAGAACGGAAAUUGCUUGUUUGGAAGAUGAGUUUGGCAUCAUUCAGUGGCCUCACGCUGUUGAUACCGACGUUGAUCAUGGUGUUGCAUCCGGGGAUCAUCACCGCCUUAGUCACAACUUCCGUCUUUGUUCUGGUGGUUGGUGUCAUCCUUUCGACCUUGAUGACAGACGCAGAUCCAAAAGAUGUCGUUGCAGCCACCGCAGCAUACACGGCUGUUCUCGUUGUGUUUGUUGGUACAAGUGGAGGCAGUACAAGCGCCGCAGGUGGUACAAGUACUGACUCAAGCAACAAUUCAUCAAUGAGCAAUGGCGCGAUUGGGGGAGUAGUUGUGGUUUCGAUUGUCGGUACCUUUCUGCUCAUGAUAGCACUAUUCUUUCUAUGGGUGUUCAUUGCAUUGAGGAUCCCCGGGGUGCCCAUCCCCAUUCCUGGGAUGGGAAAGCAAAAUCCCCGCCGUAAUGAAGGAAAAAAAUCACGGUCCAUUUUGAAGAUGGCUCAACAGGAGAGCCAAGAAUGGGAAGCGUAUCGCAACAGGGUCGACGUAGCGAUCAAUUGUCUACCAAUCGCUCCUCAUUAG